Molecule: messenger RNA, 38473 nt
Organism: Coregonus sp. 'balchen'
Lineage: Eukaryota; Metazoa; Chordata; Actinopteri; Salmoniformes; Salmonidae
Source: the annotation of a GenBank genome assembly
AUGGACCAACUUCUCCGAUUGGCUCCUGCACAGCUGCUGGUAACCAUAUACACUGGGGACCAUAUUGCACCCAUAACUAUGGGAACCGGGGAUGGUGUAUAUGAAGGACACACCGUCAAACAGAGAGAGAUGAGGGGGGGGGGGGGAUGUACUGACUGACUAGUGGUCUUUAUGGGUCCACAGUAAGUGUGUAUAUAGCCCAAGCCUUUCUCUGUGCAUCUCCUGAAUACUACUCCAGUCCUUUACUCCAGUACUGCUCUACAACAUGUUUGCUUUAAUGGACACUUCUGCCAGUCUGCGAAUCUGUCCUCUGACAGCUUUCAUUCACCUGGCAGUGUGCAUACCUCAGAGCGGGACUGUGUGUGACUUUUGAACCCCAGAGGGCCAAAUACUUUGCUGUGUGAGAAAUUGUGAUUGUGUCAGGACAGUCCUAAUAUGUACGCCAUAGUCUUGCAGCCAUCCAGACGUAGAUUACACACACACACACACACACACACACACACACACACACACACACACAAAUGGCUGUAUAGGUAGGUCAGUGCAGAGAGAGAGGUGGUAGGUGACGCGGGGUGUGUUAGUAUUUGGAGUGGACAACGACCGCAACCUAAAUCUGUUAGUCCACUUCAGUCUGGUUUGAACCUAUAGAUUGUUUCUGAAUGUGACCCAGAAUGAAGACUGAUAUUUCUCUAGGCUUUAUAUAUUAGGAGAACCAGCUGUGCUGCUGUGACUACAGUCGUGACGUCUGUUUAACUGAAGGACAUGAAUGCACAGCUUGGUUGUAGAAAAGAGAGGGAAGUGGAGAAACGAUUUGUUCACUCAAUUUUAAUUUCAGGUUUUUUUUUCUUUUUUUCAUGCAGUAGAACGUUCCUCGUCUGUGAUAUCCAUGCAUUUCCACAGCUGUGACCUGCAUGUGGGGCUGGGGAGUUAGAGGAGGGUUUAUGUGUUAGGGGUGUUGAUAUUAUUAGAAGCCUACACAGGUCAUUCAGGGGGAAGUGAUGUCGUUUUAGAGAGAGACCUUUCAGGGUAUCUUUUAUUUUUUUAAACCAAAUGAAUGGGUUUUUGUUUUUGUUGCAACUACUUUGUCGCACCUUUUUAACAUAAUGUGUUACUAGAUGUUCAAUGUGCCAAAUACCUGUCGCUGAUUGGCUGACUGUUCUGGACCAAUGAGAAUCCUCCUAUCUUAACUUGGACACCUGCGGGGUUUGAACCCCUCACAGCACCAGCCUCUGGCCACACACACACUCUCUCAACCCUUGAAUCUGAGGAAUGUGUAUUUCUAAAGGGUACAAAACUGUGACCAAACUGGUGAUGUGGAACAGAAGAGUGUGAGGAGAGGUGUUUGUGUUUGUCCCAGCAUGGAGUGAAUCUGGCAUUCAGCACCUCCACUUGUCACACACACAGGGCUUGGUUGUAAUGGGUUUAUUCAGUGUGUGUGCGUACAUGCAUGAGUGUGUGUGUGUGUUGCAUUCAAUCGCUUGUCAGUAUGUUUAUUUAGUGGAGAUGUUUUUGUCGACAUCUUCUACGCGCACACACAAGCUCAACGACAAAACAAGACAAUGAAAAAGGGUGGCAUAUCGGAAAACUAACAAAAAAUGUAAGUGUGUAUGUAUAUAUACACACACACACACACACACACACACACACACACACACACACACACACACAUACAUAUAUAUAUUACAGUUGAAGUUGGAAGUUUACAUACACCUUAGCCAAAUACAUUUAAACUCAGUUUUUCACAAUUCCUGACAUUUAAUCCUAGUAAAGAUUCCCUGUUUUAGGUCAGUUGGGAUCACCACUUUAUUUUAAGAAUGUGAAAUGUCAGAAUAAUAGUAGAGAGAAUGAUUUAUUUCAGCUUUUAUUUCUUUCAUCACAUUCCCAGUUGGUCAGAAGUUUACAUACACUCAAUUAGUAUUUGGUAGCAUUGCAUUUGAAUUGUUUAACUUGGGUCAAACGUUUCGGGUAGCCUUCCACAAGCUUCCCACAAUAAGUUGGGUGAAUUUUGGCCCAUUCCUCCUGACAGAGCUGGUGUAACUGAGUCAGGUUUGUAGGCCUCCUUGCUCGCACACGCUUUUUCAGUUCUGCCCACAAUUGUUCUAUAGGAUUGAGGUCAGGGCUUUGUGAUGGCCACUCCAAUACCUUGACUUUGUUGUCCUUAAGCCAUUUUGCCACAGCUUUGGAAGUAUGCUUGGGGUCAUUGUCCAUUUGGAAGACCCAUUUGCGACCAAGCUUUAACUUCUUGACUGAUGUCUCGAGAUGUUGCUUCAAUAUUUCCACAUAAUUUUCCUUCCUCAUGAUGCCAUCUAUUUUGUGAAGUGCACCAGUCCCUCCUGCAGCAAAGCACCCCCACAGCAUGAUGCUGCCAGCCCCGUGCUUCACGGUUGGGAUGGUGUUCUUCUUCUUGCAAGCAACCCCCUUUUUCCUCCAAACAUAACGAUGGUCAUUAUGGCCAAAGAGUUCUAUUUUUGUUUCAUCAGACCAGAGGACAUUUCUCCAAAAAGUACGAUCUUUGUCCCCAUGUGCAGUUGCAAACCGUAGUCUGACUUUUUUAUGGUGGUUUUCGAGCAGUGGCUUCUUUGCUGAGCGGCCUUUCGGGUUAUGUCGAUAUAGGACUCGUUUGACUGUGGAUAUAGAAACUUUUGUACCGGUUUCCUCCACCAUCUUCACAAGGUCCUUUGCUGUUGUUCUGGGAUUGAUUUGCACUUUUCACACCAAAGUACGUUCAUCUCUAGGAGACAGAACGCUUCUCCUUCCUGAGUGGUAUGAUGGCUGCGUGGUCCCAUUAUGUUUAUACUUGCGUACAAUUGUUUUUACAGAUGAACUUGGUACCUUCAGGCGUUUUGGAAAUUGCUCCCAAGGAUGAACCAUAAUUUUUUUUCCUGAGGAUUUCUUUUGAUUUUCCCAUGAUGUCAAGCAAAGAGGCACUGAAUUUGAAGUUAGCCUUUGAAAUACAUCCACAGGUAGACUCAAAUUAUGUCAAUUAGCCUAUCAGAAGCUUCUAAAGCCAUGACAUCAUUUUCUGGAAUUUUCCAAGCUGUUUAAAGGCACAGUCAACAUAGUGUAUGUGAACUUCUGACCCACUGGAAUUGUGAUACAGUGAAUUAUAAGUGAAAUAAUCUGUCUGUAAAAAAUUGUAAAUAUUACUUGUGUCAUGCACAAAGUAGAUGUCCUAACCGACUUGCCAAAACUAUAGUUUGUUAACAAGAAAUUUGUUGAGUGGUUGAAAAACGAGUUUUAAUGACUCCAACCUAUGUGUAUGUAAACCUCCAACUUUAACUGUAUAUGUGUGUGUAUAUAUAUAUAUAUAUAUGUGUGUGUGUAUUAAUUGACCGAAAUGCUCUAGGUUUAUUUAAAAAGAUUUAACAAUGUAGAGACGAUCUUCGGAUGAGGAUGCGCUGUGUGAGCGUUGGGGUUUUGAAGUGAGUAAAUCUGUUUGUGGUGAAGACUUUGGCUCGGAUCUUGCUCAUAAAGAAUUUAGCUAUCGUACCUGCAAAUUACCAGAUUAUUUUUGUUUAAAUACCGGACUCUUGCUCGUUCAUAUUUAUUGUGUGUUUUGGGGAAAUAGCACCCUCUGUCUACGAGCUCGCGCCAGAGGUCUCGCUGUAGAGUAUUCCGGUUUACACACCCAUCAGACAAAUUAUUUUAAAUGUGCCACAAACAAACGCAAAUACUACUGGCUUUGGGUUACUAUUACCAUUAAAGUUAUGAUGAUGAUUACUGUUAUUGAUAAUAUUAUUAAAUGAUUAUUGUUAUUACAUUUGUUUUAAUUAAUUUUGUUAUAUUGUUUUUAAGACAGGUAGGAGCAUAUGUGUUGGACUGCUUAUAUAAAACAGUUCAGAAAUAAAUAAAUACACUUUUUUUGUGUUACUUUGUGUAACGUGUGGUUUGUUGACCUGUUGAGCCAAUACUUUAGUACACUACACACAGUAUGUCAUCAUAUCAAAGGGAGGUCUGAAUUUCUAUGAGUUCACAUGUUGUUCAUGUUCAAACCUAAACAUGGGGGUCGGGGGAUGUAAUGUUCAUUCUUUAGAAAUACUGUGGUAACAGCAGCCAACUGUCUAAUGCCAAUUUAUCUUCCCAUAUCAUCCAACUAAUGAAAUAAGGAUGCAUUUAUUCAAACCCGUUUUAUUCCACAUUUUAAUUUAAAAACAUGGGGAAAUACACUGGUGCACAGACACUGAACUAUUGAUACCAUAAAACAACGUUAAAAAAAAUAUAUCAAUACCUAAGUUUCCAAAAAAGGGUUCUUGGACCAUGUCCCACUUGAUGUGCCCUCCCUCUGAAACCUGUUUUGUAUACUGCCCAAGGGGGUGCUGGACUAUUCAAAAGGACCAGUCAAUAAACUGGGGGCUUCUUGGGAUAGGUCAGGGGUCGCAACCCUCUUUCCUCCCCCUUCCUCACCUCUUCUGUCCCCCUCACUCCACUCCUAAUUUCCCCUAGCUCCUCUCAUUUUCUCUUAUUUUCUCACCCUCUUCCCCCUUUCCCUCCCCUACGUUUCUCCCUCACCCCUCUGGUACCCCCCCCCCCCCCCCCCCCCCAUCCAGCCAUCUUCCUUUCUCUAUGAGGCUCCUCCUCUUCUCCUCCCCCUCUCAGCUGUAGCUGUCAGUCAGGUUAGAACGGCAGCUGAUUUCUACCCCUCAAGACAGAGAUACAUGGCUUUUUCUAGCUGUUGCUAGAAGUGGAGUGGGCUUUGGGUUUGUGUGUGUGUUCAGUCUUCCAAUAUCAACAGCAAUCCAUCCCUCCUUUGUCCAUGUCCCAAUAGACUCCAAAACAUUCCAGCUUUCCCCUCUCUCGCCUCAGUUUUUGCAUGCUAUUUAUCUGUUGGUUUGUUUAGGCCUAGAGUCCAAACCUUAGGCAAAUCAAGACACAGGGUGAAUGGUAGUUUGCUACAACAUUGUCUUACCUCAUUGCUUUUCCCCCAACUGUAUUCUCCCCCCUGUCAUAUACUAGCGUCCUGUUUUCCUAACAGGGUAGUAUCCCCUACCCACCAGUCCCACUAUAUUUAUAGCGCAAUCUGUUGGCAUGCAAGCUGCCUCGUGUGUGUGUGUGUGUGUGUGGGAGUAAGAGAACGAGAGAGAGAGAGAGAUGCUGUCUGUGUCACACUAUUUCUGACUGCAUUGCUGAGUGCCCAACUCGGCUCGUCUGAAUGUGUGUGUCUGUGUGUGUGUCUGUUUGACGGUGGGACAGUGAGCCUCUCGCUUUGGCCUCGCAGGAUUGGGAUUAUAAACCAGUACAUUUUGAGUUCCAUCAUAAGGUAGGUGGUUUGUGUGUUUUAGUAUGUAUUUCUGUGAAAUGCCAGAGUUUGUUCUCAUAACUUUAUUUAUAGAGCCCGGGGUGGACUGAUGGACAGAUAGGGGAGAGAGGGUUAAGGGAAAAGGAUAGGACGGGAAAGAGAGGGGGAGAGAAAAGAGAGGGUAAGGGAGGACAAGGGAGAGGGGUACAGUAGCUGCCUGACUGUGACUUUGCCACUAGUCUGCUGUUUCAGACAGAAUAGAACAGAGACUGGGUCAGGUCAUGGCCAAUUCUGUCUGGGUUGACAGGGUUGUAGCUACUGUAAUGUCAUAGUUGUGUUGAUUUGGUGGGUCACAAGAAAAUUAGAAUUGCUUCAGGUGGGAGACAAAAGUUUGGAAACCACUGGAGUUGAGCCACUGUUCCCGUGAACAUGCCAUGGACACAGCGUUAUGGCGGCACUGUUAGAUCUGACACAGUUAAACGGUUGCUUAACACCAUUAUCCCAGAAACCCUAGACACACUCCAAUUUGCAUACCGCCCCAACAGAUCCACAGAUGAUGCAAUCUCUAUUGCACUCCACACUGCCCUUUCCCACCUGGACAAGAGGAACACCUACGUGAGAAUGCUAUUCAUUGACUACAGCUCAGCGUUCAACACCAUAGUGCCCUCAAAGCUCAUCACUAAGUUAAGGAUCCUGGGACUAAACACCUCCCUCUGCAACUGGAUCCUGGACUUCCUGACGGGCCGCCCCCAGGUGGUAAGGGUAGGUAACAACACAUCUGCCACGCUGAUCCUCAACACGGGGGCCCCUCAGGGGUGCGUGCUCAGUCCCCUCCUGUACUCCCUGUUCACCCAUGACUGCAUGGCCAGGCACGACUCCAACACCAUAAUUAAGUUUGCCGACGACACAACAGUGGUAGGCCUGAUCUCCGACAACGAUGAGACAGCCUAUAGGGAGGAGGUCAGAGACCUGGCCGUGCGGUGCCAGGAUAACAACCUCUCUCUCAAUGUGAUCAAGACAAAGGAGAUGAUUGUGGACUACAGGGAAAAAAAGAGGACUGAGCACGCCCCCAUUCUCAUCGACAGGGCUGUAGUGGAACAGGUUGAGAGCUUCAAGUUCCUGGGUGUCCACAUCACCAACGAACUAUCAUGGUCCAAACACACCAAGACGGUCGUGAAGAGGGCACGACAAAGCCUAUUCCCCCUCAGGAGACUGAAACGAUUUGGCAUGGGUCCUCAGAUCCUCAAAAAGUACUACAGAUGCACCAUCGAGAGCAUCCUGACUGGUUGCAUCAGCACUUGGUAUGGCAACUGCUCGUCCUCCGACCGCAAGGCACUACAGAGGGUAGUGCGUACGGCCCAGUACAUCACUGGGGCCAAGCUUCCUGCCAUCCAGGACCUCUAUACCAGGCGGUGUCAGAGGAAGGCCCUCAAAAUUGUCAAAGACUCCAGCCACCCUAGUCAUAGACUGCCGCACGGCAAGCGGUACCGGAGUGCCAAGUCAAGGUCCAAAAGGCUUCUCAACAGCUUCUACCUUCUCAACAGCUUCUAACAGCCAUACGACUCCUGAACAGCUAAUCAUGGCUACCCGGACAAUAUUUACUAUCCCCCCCACCCCACCCCAUCCCCCCUCUUUUAUGCUGCUGCUACUCUGUUUAUUAUUAUGCAUAGUCACUUUAACUCUAACCACAUGUACAUAUUUAACAUCAAUUAACCUCGGUAUGCCAGUGCCCCCACACAUUGACUCUGCACUGUACCACCCGUAUAUAGCCUCCCUACUGUUAUUUUAUUUUACUGCUGCUUUUUAGUUAUUUGCUUAACACUUUUUUAAUCUAUUUUACUUUGCAUUGUUGGUUAAGGGCUUGUAAGCAUUUCACUGUAAUGUCUACACCAGUUGUAUUCGGCGCAUGUGGCAAAUAAAAUGUGAUCUGAUUUGAUUGACAUAUCACCCAGAAAUGUGUUAUGGUGAAUCAACAGGUUAACACUGAAGUAUAAAUAUCUAUUAAGAUGGUGGUCUGACUGUCAUCUAACCUACAUAACCUACAUCACUCAGAGAUUAGUUGGCGUAGGCUUCAUUGGUGUUGUGUUGCUUCGAGACUGUCCACAACAGGUAUGUCUUCGUGUGUGUCCAUCCCUAGACCCAAUACUUGCAUAAAACCAGGCACCACUUUUCUCCUUCCUACCACACACCACCUGAGCUGCCCUUCACCCAACUGAGAUUCUGUACAGGUCUCCGUCUGUCCAUGUCUGCUGGUGUUCCAGGCAGGUGCUGGAGGUAGCGUGUGUGUCUGUAAGGUCCUGAGGGGCACAGGCCAGGGGCCCAGAGGUAGCGUGUGUGUCUGUAAGGUCCUGAGGGGCACAGGCCAGGGGCCCAGAGGUAGCGUGUGUGUCUGUAAGGUCCUGAGGGGCACAGGCCAGGGGCCCAGAGGUAGCGUGUGUGUCUGUAAGGUCCUGAGGGGCACAGGCCAGGGGCCCAGAGGUGUGUGUGUGAGAAGCCCAAUGGAACGGACAGCUGAGACAGGCUGAAACUGGAGAGGAGAGGGCUUGAGAGCCGUACGUGAGACCCGGGUUGGGAGUGUGUUGGGUGGGAGAAGAAACAGUAGUUUGUGAAAGGUUGUGCAGUUGUACAGAUAUUUGAGUGUGUGUAUGUGCAUAUGACUUCACUAGAAGGACUAAUAUUUCUGAGAGACAGCUCGUUUGUGUGUGUUUGUUUAGUGGUGUUGAGUGAUCUGCCACCUGUCAUGUAUUCCACCACAUCGUGAGGUGUUUCAUGUGUUGUCAACUUGUAAGUGCACAUCAGUUAAUACGUCACCAGAAACCUAUUUCUUUUUCUCAUUCCUGUUUCUCUCCAUCCUCAGGUUGAAUCACUGUUUCUGUGUUGUCCCGCCCCCACUCUGACAUCACAUCUGGCUGACCUCUGACUGUUUGACCCCUCCCCCAGCAGCCAUUGUCAUGGCGCUGUCCUCACGCUUAAAGCUCUGGGAGCAGAAGGGAGGUGCAGAGAUGAUGUGGCAUGAAGCAUUACUGUUCUAGAAUGGUCUGGAAUGAUCCUCACUCUGUGUGUUCUAGAGUCGUGUGUGUUCCCUUAAUGUGUGUUCUAGUGAGUCUUCAUGUUGUGUGUAUUCUAGAAUGAUCAGCCUGUGUGUGUUCUGGAUAUGUCAUUUUGUGUGUAGGCUACUGUAUGUCCCACACUGCUUUGAAUGUUCCAUCUGCAAAUACAACCACUCCUGUGUGUGCAUACAGUAACCAGAGCACCACACACUCUCUCCCUCUCUCAUAUUUCAUUCACUCUUCUCUCUAUCACCCAUCUCUUUUUAAUUCCUAUAUUCUACUGGAUGUAUUAUCAUUAAAAUGGAUGAGUAAUCUGUUUCGACCACCCCUGAGCAGAGAACAGGAGAGAUAGGAGAGUUGUCCUACUGACCUUUCUGUCCUCUCGUCUCCACGGUAACAGCAGGUCUAAUCUAAACUGACCAUACCACCUCUGCUAUUAAUAAACCAGUAAUAAACCGGUCAUGCACUAGUUAAGUCAUUAUUACAUACAGUUGAUAUGAUAUGUGUCAGUAACUGAGCUACAGGGCCCCCCUGUAGCUCAGUUGGUAGAGCAUGGUGCUUGCAACGCCAGGGUUGUGGGUUCGUUUCCCACGGGGGGCCAGUAUGAAAAAUGUAUGCACUCACUAACUGUAAGUCGCUCUGGAUAAGAGCGUCUGCUAAAUGACCUAAUAAAAAAUAAAAAUGUAAUUCACACCUGUCAGUGGACAAGAGGAAACUCUGUGAACUGCAGUCCUAAACGUAGAUGAUAAUUGCUCUUCCACACUAGCAUGAGUGCGUGUAUGUUUGUGUUUGUGUGUGUUUUUGUAUUUGUACGUGUUUGUGUAUGUAUUUGUAUGUGUCUGUGUACUGCUGUCACAGUAUAUAGCCGCUGAGCCUUUGCUGUAGACUGUAUUGCAUCUAUUUCUAACAGUCAAUCUGAGUCUGCGUGUAAACAUUGGGCUGUGGCCCAGUUCAAAUAAAUGCUGUGAAAAUUAGGGCUGUCAGAGUUAACUCGAGAACAUUUUAGUGGAUUACAUUUUUUAUUUUUAUCGCAGUGUUUAAAAUACACUGAAAACAUCCACAAUUCUAUACAGCUAAAAACAACAGUGCCAUGUCAAAACAAGUUGGCAUUGAGGUUAAAGAAAGUGUGUUUUAUCAAUUUACCAGAUUCAAGACGUCAAUAUUCUUGUAAUGCUUUUUGUAUGAAAAGUUGUAAAUUACAGCUAAAUUUGAGCAAAUUCUGAGUUUGCGAUUAAUCACAGCAAAUCCUGCAAUUAACUCGCUGACAUUUAUUUUGCGUUUGACAGCCCUAGUGAAAAUACAUCCCCUUCUUCUUCAAGGAUGAAGGAUGAAUUUGUACAGUUGCAUUCGAACAGGGCCUGUGUGUGUCAUAUCUGUCUUACCCUCUCCGUCCCUCCUUUCCACUUUACAGAUAAAGGAGAAGAAGGAAGAGCCCACCUCUCCUCCCCCUCCUCUGUCGGCCCUACCGGGAGGCUUCCUCAAACAGCUGGUCAGAGAGACAGAGAAGGAGACCAAACAAAAAGAACCUGAGGCCAAAGAAGAGAAGGCAGUAAGAGAAAGAUGAAGGAGUGAAAGAGAGUGGAAUGGAAGGAGGGGGUAGAGAGAGAGGGAUGGAAGGAGGGGGUAGAGAGAGAGGGAUGGAAGGAGGGGGUAGAGAGAGAGGGAUGGAAGGAGGGGGUAGAGAGAGAGGGAUGGAAGAGACAAAGAGGGAAACAGAAAUAUAGGAACAAGCGAUUAAAAAGGAUAAUGUGGAAAAAGAAAGGGGUGGAGGUAGAGAGACAGAGAGUGGUGGGCAUAACCUGGGACGAUAGCAAGUCAGCCAAGGGUGAAGUAAAGGCAGCACGUUGCCUUGUGUUUUUACAUACUGUGGUGACGUCCAUCUUGUUUCUUUCCAGCCCAGUAAACUGAGUGACAACCUGGUGCAGCAGUUCCUCCUCCCGGACCAAACUCCACCAAUCCUAGAGGCCGAGAUGGCCCUGCGAAACGAGCAGUUGGUCAACGGAGAGCGAGGCCGCCACUCCAACCAAUCAGAUCUCAAGACCUCCACGCCCCGUCGAAUCCUCUCCCCCAAACUCAAGAGCCCGCCCUUGGGGGAGACAGCCAAAAAGGAAGUGACCCCAGAGCCACUGAAACAGAAACAGGAAAUUACAUCAGAGCAGCUGAAGCAGAAACAGGAAAUUACAACAGAACAACUGAAGCAGAAACAGGAAAUUAAAUCAGAGCUGCUGAAGCAGGGGCAGGAAGUGAAGUCAGGGAAAGAAAAGGUGACAAAUGAUACCAAGAAGCCAACAAAUGAUGUCAAGAUGCCAAAGAUGGAGGGAAAGAAAGAUCAGCAGAAAGAACAGGAGAAGAAGAAAGAGGGAGUGAUAGAGGAGAGACAGGAGCCUGAGGGGCAACAAGCAGACAUCGCCAUAACAGAACAUGAGAGGAAAGAGGUAUGAUGUCACGUGGUCAUGUCAUAAGAUACGUACGUACUGUAUACAUGCUAUACACACACAAACUCACUUAGGCCUGCAUACCUGCUACACUGGGGCGUCGCAAAGUAGUUUUUUUUAGCUCCAUGUUUUGUAGAGCACGAGACACAUUAUGAAGUGUUCUCUGGCAUGAGUCGUGCAUUGACUUCAAGCACUAUUUUACUCCGAGUGCUGUAAAGCUUACGCCCAGGUUUAAUUGAAAACAACGAGAGCCGCAGUCUCUCACUCCCUGCAAGAGGUACUCUUCCAGUGUAGCAGGCCUGUUACACACACACACAUGUGCAUUGAUAGACACACACAUGCCAGACACACACACUUACAUUUUACUCAUUUUUCAGAAGCUCUUAUCCAGAGUGACUUACAAGAGCAAUUAGGGUUAAGUGCCUUGCUCAAGUCCACAUCAACAGAUUGUUUUCAUGUAGCUCUUAACCGCUAGGCUACCUGCCGUCCUGGAACAUACCCACAGUGAAACAUUCACCUUCUAAAGAACACACUGCAUGCCGUAGAAUACAGUUGAAGUCGGAAUAUAUAUAUACAUUUAAACUCAGUUUUUCACAAUUCCUGACAUUUAAUCCUAGUAAAAAUUCCCUGUCUUAGGUCAGUUAGGAUUACCACUUUAUUUUAAGAAUGUGAAAUGUCAGAAUAAUAGUAGAGAGAAUGAUUUAUUUCAGCUUUUAUUUCUUUCAUCACAUUCCCAGUUGGUCAGAAGUUUACAUACACUCAAUUAGUAUUUGGUAGCAUUGCAUUUAAAUUGUUUAACUUGGGUCAAACGUUUCGGGUAGCCUUCCACAAGCUUCCCACAAUAAGUUGGGUGAAUUUUGGCCCAUUCCUCCUGACAGAGCUGGUGUAACUGAGUCAGGUUUGUAGGCCUCCUUGCUCGCACACGCUUUUUCAGUUCGGCCCACACAUUUUCUAUAGGAUUGAGGUCAGGGCUUUGUGAUGGACACUCCAAUACCUUGACUUUGUUGUCCUUAAGCCAUUUUGCCACAACUUUGGAAGUAUGCUUGGGGUCAUUGUCCAUUUGGAAGACCCAUUUGCAACCAAAUUUUAAAUUCCUGAUUGAUGUCUUGAGAUGUUGCUUCAAUAUAUCCACAUAAUUUUCCUUCCUCAUGAUGCCAUCUAUUUUGUGAAGUGCACCAGUCCCUCCUGCAGCAAAGCACCCCCACAGCAUGAUGCUGCCACCCCCGUGCUUCACGUUUGGGAUGGUGUUCUUCAGCUUGCAAGCGACCCCGUUUUUACUCCAAACAUAACGAUGGUCAUUAUGGCCAACAGUUCUAUUUUUGUUUCAUCAGACCAGAGGACAUUUCUCCAAAAAGUAUGAUCUUUGUCCCCAUGUGCAGUUGCAAACCGUAGUCUGGCUUAUUUAUGGCGGUUUUGGAGCAGUGGCUUCUUCCUUGCUGAGUGGCCUUUCAGGUUAUGUCAAUAUAGGACUCGUUUUACUGUGGAUAUAGAAACUUUUGUACCUGUUUCCUCCAGCAUCUUCACAAGGUCCUUUGCUGUUGUUCUGGGAUUGAUUUGCACUUUUCGCACCAAAGUACGUUCAUCUCUAGGAGACAGAACGCGUCUCCUUCCUGAGCGGUAUGACGGCUGCGUGGUCCCAUGGUGUUUAUACUUGCGUACUAUUGUUUGUACAGAUGAACGUCGUACCUUCAGGCAUUUUGAAAUUGCUCCCAAGGAUGAACCAGACUUGUGGAGGUCUACAAUUGUUUUUCUAAGGUCUUGGCUGAUUUCUUUUGAUUUUCCCAUGAUGUCAAGCAAAGAGGCACUGAGUUUGAAGGUAGGCCUUGAAAUACAUCCACAGGUACACCUCCAAUUGACUCAAAUGAUGUCAAUUAGCCUAUCAGAAGCUUCUAAAGCCAUGACAUAAUUUUCUGGAAUUUUACAAGCUGUUUAAAGGCACAGUCAACAUAGUGUAUGUAAACUUCUGACCCGCUGGAAUUGUGAUACAGUUAAUUAUAAGUGAAAUAAUCUGUCUGUAAACAAUUGUUGGAAAAAUUACUUGUGUCAUGCACAAAGUAGAUGUCCUAACCGACUUGCCAAAACGAUACUUUGUUAACAAGAAAUGUGUAGAGUGGUUGAAAAGCGAGAUUUUAUGACUCCAACCUAAGUGUAUGUAAACUUCCGAUUCAACUGUACAUAUGAUUGUGCACCCCCCCCCCCCCCCCCCCCCCUUCUCUCUCUCCCGCUUUCUUUCUUUCUCGCUCUCUCUCUCUCUCUCUCUCUCUCUCUCUCUCUCUCUCUCUCUCUCUCUCUCUCUCUUUUCCAGGUGAGGGAUGUGUGGUAUGAAGUUGGGAAUGUGUGGUACGUCCACAAGGAGGGCUUUAGCCUCGGUAAGUGGUGGUAAUGUAAUGUGGUAGACUGUGUGUGUCCUGAGGUGUUGGGUGGCAUUGGUUGGUGUAUUAAUAGUACCUUGCUUUAGCACUGUGCUUUUGUAUCCAACCCUUAAUACUGCGGGAGCCAGAACACACGUGGCUAAAGCAGCGGAUUGAAAAUUCUUCACUGGCUUUGAUUCUCUGAUUGCUUAAAGAAUAUCCAAUCGCUGAUGACUUUGUUUUGUACAACGCCCAUCGUCACCACAAACAACUUCAAUGAUGGCAGUCUCAGACUAAAGUAUGUAGUGAACAACAGAGCAGUGGAAGAAUUUAGUGUGAGUCGUUAGGCUAGAACAUCUAGCCAGCAUUAAUCCCAUUUGAUUUUCAUAUACCCACACACACAUCCCCUGAACCCUGGUACACACACACAUGCACACACACACACACGCAUGCGCACACACACACUCACACUGGGGGAUCAGAGAUUAGGGAUGCAUAUCAGAGUUUAAUCCCCUGAGACAUAAACCCUGGUAAUCCCUGUUUAGUUGUGCUGUGAGAAUAAUAUUGAGAAUACAGACUAGAACCACAACCAGGAAAUCUCCACUAUGACUUAGUUUUUCUCCACAGAAACAUGAAAACAUGUUGGGACAAAUAUACAGUGCUUAAUUCAACAUAGAAGAAUGUCUCCCUGUUAAUGAUAAUCAUCAAACUCAUCUUUUGGUGCCUCUAAAGCUGGAAUCCUUAACUGAAACAAUAACAAAGCGGACACCCCGCCUCUGUUUUGGUAAAAAGCUGGAUGGGCCUGGAGAAAUGUAAUCACUCUCAAAUUCAAAGCAAGGACUAACCAUCCAUGAUAUCAAAAUUAUAGUUUUAACCAUGUUUUGUAUUUUGUAUUUGUAUUUAUUAUGGAUCACCAUUAGCUGCAGCUACUCUUCCUGGGUUCCAGCAAAAUUAAGGCAGUUAUACAAUAUUACAAUACAUUUCACAAGACAUUAAGUGUGUGCCCUCAGGCCACUGCUCUACUACCACAUACUGUAUCUACCACACAAAAUCCAUGUGUACGUGUGCGUAUGUUAUCAUGUGUCUGUGCAUGUGUGUGUCGCUUCACAGUCUCCACUGUUCCCUAAGUUCUAUUUGUAUCUGUUUUUUAAAUCUAAUUUUACUUCUUGCAUGAGUUACUAGAUGUGGAAUAGAGUUCCAUGUAGUCAUGGCUCUAUGUAGUACCGUGUGCCUCCCAUUGUCUGUUCUGGACUUGGGGACUGUGAAAAGACCUCUGGUGGCAUGUCUUGUGGGGUAUGUAUGGGUGUGAGUUGUGUGCUAGUAGAUUAAACAGACAGCUCGGUGCAUUCAACAUGUCAAUACUUUUCAGAAUGACAAGUAGUGAUGAAGUCAAUCGCUCCUCUACUUUGAGCCAGGACAUGCAUGCAUAUUAUGAAUGUUAUUAAUGUUAGCUCUUCAUGUACAUUUAAGGGCCAGCCGUCCUACCCUGUUCUGGGCCAAUUGUAAUUUUCCUAAGUCCCUCUUUGUGCCACCUGACCACACGACUGGGCAGUAGUCCAGGUGCGCCAAAACUAGGGCCUGUAGGACUUGCCUUGUUGAUAGCGUUGUUAAGAAAGCAGAGCAGCGCAGAGCAGACAGACCUCUCCCCAUCUUAACUACUGUUGCAUCAAUAUGUUUUGACCAUGACAGUUUACAAUCCAGGGUUACUCCAAGCAGUUUACUCUACUCAACUUGCUCAAUUUCCACAUUAUUCUUUACAAGGUUUAGUUGAGGUUUAGGGUUUAGUGAAUGCUUUGCCCCAAAUACAAUGCUUUUAGUUUUUGAAAUGUUUAGGACUUAUUUCUUGCACCCAUUCUGAAACUGACUGCAGCUCUUUGUUAAGUGUUGCAGUGAUUUCACUUGCUGUGGUAGCUGACAUGUAUAGUGUUGAGUCAUCAGCAUACAUAGACACACAGGCUUUACUCAGAGCCAGUGGCAGGUCAUUAGGAAAGAUUGAAAAAAGUAAGGGGCCUAGACAGCUGCCCUGUGGAAUGCCUGACUCUACCUGUAUUAUGUUGGAGAGGAUUCCAUUAAAGAACACCCUCUGUGUUCUGUUGGACAGGUAACUGUCGAUCCACAAUAUAGCAGCCAUAACACACACGUUUUUCCAGCAGCAAAAGCUACACUGAAGUCUAACAAAACACCUCCCACAGUCUUUUUAUUAUCAAUUUCUCUCAGCCAAUCAUCAGUCAUUUGUGUAAGUGCUGUACAUGUUGAAUGCCCUUCCCUAUAAGCAUGCUGAAAAUCUGUUGUUAGUUUGUUUACUGUGAAAUAGCAUUGUAUCUGUUCAAACAAAAAAAAUUUCUAAAUGUUUGCUAGGCUAUAAAGUGUUUUGAGGCUAUACAGUGUUUCUUUACAUUUACUUUGUUUACAAACAUUGGAGUAUAACAAGCUUAUAUUUUUGGGUUCUGAUCGGGUAUGACAGUUGAGCUAAGCUCAUGAGGCAUUUAUAAGUUGUGUUAUUAAUGGGCAUAUAUAAUUAGUUUGAUAAGUCCACAAAUGGAUGUAGCAACUAAGGAUUCUAGCUUCAAGUGACUAAUGGAUUUGUCCUGAGACUUUCCAAUUGGUGGGUUUAUACUGAAAUUGUCUGUGAUUGGUGGGUUCUGUGUUCCAGCCACUCAGCUGAAACCAGACGAGGGAACCCCAGAUCUCCCAGCAGGCCUAGUGAGAGUCAGAAUGGAGUCAGAUGGAACACUGCAUGAUGUCAUGGAGCAUGACAUCCAGAAGGUACUCUCUCUCUCUCCCUCUCCCUCAUUCUAUCUCUCCCUCAUUCUAUCUCUCUCUCAUUCUAUCUCUCUCUCCUCUCUAUCUUUAUUUCUCUCUAUCUCCCUUCUCGUUCUCUCUCCAUCACUCCAUUUCUCUCCAUCACUCUCUCUCUCCCCUGACACCGCUUUCUCUCUCUGUCCCUCUCGCUUUCUCUCUCCAGUUGAAUCCGUCUGAGUUGGACCUGUGUGAGGACUUGAGUGAACUACAGAGUGUGAAUGAGUGUGGAGCGCUCCACACUUUAACCAGUCGAGCUAAAGCCAGCCUGCCCCUCACACACGCUGGACCCAACCUGCUCAACUUCUGGCCGCCGCUGAACCAACAAGGAAAGGUGAACACACACACACACACACAUACACAUACACACACUGUACACUUGCUGAGUGAUUCAUGCCGGGAAACCCAGUGCGUGUACUCUCUCGUCCAUCAGUGAUAGGAGCUGAACUAGUGCUCUAGAACUUGACUAGGUGUUAUGUUCCUGUAGUUCCAUUGGAACCAGAUGAUAAGGGAAUGUUGUGGUCUCCUCUCCCCAGACCCCUCGCUCCCGUCGUGGGGACAGUGUGUGGGAUGCUCCCCCUGCCCUGGCCGCUCUAGUCAGGCAUGUGUAUGUCUCCAUGGUGGGCACGCGCAGGGACCAGAGUGUGUGUGCGGUGGGACGCAGUGGCACGGGCAAGACCACCUCCUGCCAAGCUUUCACACACACACUCCUCAAACAGGCUGGUACCGCCGGAGACAGCAUCAGUGGUGAGUGCUUUGUGUGUGUGCGUUGCGUGCAUGUUGUGUAAUGUAAUAUGAAGUCUUUGUGUGUUUAUGAAGUGUGUGAAGUAAUAGCACACUGUGUGUAUAAUGUUAUCUCUCGGUGUGUGUGUGUGUGUCCAGUGGAGCGUAUCCAGGCAGUGUUUACGAUCCUGAGGUCGUUUGGGUGUGUGAGCUCUCAGCACAGUGACGCCUCGUCUCGCUUCGCCAUGGUUCUCUCUCUGGACUUCAACCACGCUGGACUGGCCUCUGCUGGACACCUACAGGUACACACACACACACACACACACACAAACAAACAAAUUGUUGCCCGUUAUGCAAGUAUAUUGCUUCUAAUGAUAUGUACAGUAUCAUAUUAUAGUCUCAAUGUCCUCCCUCCUCUCCCUCCCUUCUUCAUCCCUCUCUCCUCCUCUUCUCCAGACUAUGAUGUUAGAGAAGUGGAGGGUGUGUCAGAAGAUGGAGGGAGAGAGUAACUUCCUAGUCUUCUCCCAGAUGCUGGCUGGACUCAGUACAGAGAUGAGGUACAGACACACACACACACACACACACACACACACGUGCGCACACACACACACUCUUACAUGACUUCCGGUCUCCUCCUGAUAGGACGGAGCUGCAGAUGCACCAAUUCUCUGAGGCCAACUCUUUUGGAAUAGUCGCUCCCACCAAGGUAACCAGCAAGUGUUGCUAACCUUUUUUGAAUUUUUUGGCCAUAUUGCUUACUCUACCUCAGAAACUAAUAGGCCCAUCUUCCUCUCCUCCAUCCUUUCCUUCGCUCCCUCCGUCAGGUAGAAGAAAAGCAGCGUGCGUCAGUGGCCUUCACCAAGCUGCUGGUUGCCAUGGAAACACUGGGUUUCUCAGCCGAUGAGCAACGAGCAAUAUGGCAUGUCCUGGCAGGGUUAUACCAUCUGGGAACAGCGGGGGCCAUUAAAGGUAUAGACUGUACCAACAUCUCUUUCUCUCUCUCCAUACCAUAUGAUACUUUAUGAAGUGUAGCUGUUAGUAGGACCUAUGAAAACAUGACAACCAUGCCAAUACUUUCUCUCUCUCUUUUCCAACCUCCUCUUCUUUGUUUUUUCCCUCCCUGUUUUGUAUCCCACCCCACCCCCCUCCCCUCUUCUCCCUCCUCCUCCUCUCCUCCGCCCUCAUCCCCUCUUCACCCCAGUGGGGCGUAGGGCGUUUGUGAGUUUCGACAGUGCCCAGGUGGCCAGCAGUGUGUUGGGGUGUGAGGGGGAGGAGCUCCACACGGCCGUGUUCAAACACCACCUCAGACAGCUGCUGCAGAGAGCCACCGGAGGUGGCAGAGAGAGACACGCUACUAUAAAUGCAGAGGAGGGUAAGAGGGAGACAGGCACUCUCACACAGGCAUGCACACACACACACUCACAAACACACACACACACACUGUGUCACUGCCUCACUGUGUCUGCUCCCAACCACCCAUCCCUUUCUCUCUCUCUCUCUCUCUCUCUCUCUCUCCAUCUCUUGCUCUCCAUCUCCAUCUCCUCUCUAUCUCUAUCUCUAUCUCUAUCUCUAUCUCUAGGUCCCAGGUUGAGUGCUACUCAGUGUGUAGAUGGCAUGGCUUCUGGACUGUACGAAGAACUCUUCACGGCUAUAGUGUCACUCAUCAACAGGUACACACACGCGUUUACAUUGUUGCCUGUUCAAGACUAGUAGAGUACAAGUGCAGGCACAGAGUAUCAAGAGUCAUCAGAUAGAAUUGUAGUGUAGAGCCACCUUAUGCAGUGUAGUAUCUAGACCUGAGUAUAUGUGGUGAGGUGUUAGGCCUGAAGCCUGGGUGUUUCCUGCUGUCUCUCCCCAGAGCUCUGAGCUCUCAGCAGCUGACGUUAGCCUCUGUGAUGGUGGUGGACACUCCAGGCCUCCGCAACCCCAGACACAGUGGAGAGGAGAGGGCUGCAGGCUGGUCUGAACUCUGUCACAACUACCUACAAGAGAGACUGCUGGAGUACUACUACACACACACUUUCACACACACACUGGACAGAUAUGCACAGGUACAGAUACACACACACACACCUUUACACACUCACACACACACACACACGCUCAUGUAAUGUAAUCUGUACUGUUGUUCCAGGAGAAGGUUCCAGUAGACUUUGAAGCUCCAGAGACCAGUCCUACUGAGGUUGUGUCCUCCAUAGACCAGCCUGCUUUACAGGUAAUGCAUACACAACCCCCUGCUACAUGUACCUAACACAUACACAGCAGAAGUCAAUGACCGACCGUCUAAACAGACUACAACUCCCAGCCUCCUUUGGGAGCACUGCCAUCAAGUGUGCCCCAGAGUGUUCCGGGCACAGAUUGGCAUCACCAGAUGGACAUGGUGUGUAUGUCCGUGUGUGUGUUAGGUGCGAGGGGCGGAGGGAGACCCCAGAGGACUGCUGUGGGUUCUAGAUGAGGAGAUGGUGACUCCGGGAUCAACAGAAAACACUGUCCUGGAGAGAGUCUGCCAGUACUACAGCUCCACUGGUGAGACAGGGGGAGAUGGGUGAGGGGAGCGAGAGAAAGAGAAAGAGGGAGUGGAGGGGGAGAGAGAGAGAAAAGGGUGAAGUGUUUGUUUGUGUGUGACUGUGUGCAAAAAUACGAGUUUGAGCCAGAGUGUGUAUGUCCGUGUUUUUGUCUGUUUCAGUGAUACAGAAGAUAUUGUGUCAGCAGUGGACAUGUAAUUCUGUUGUAUGGUAGUGUAGAAGUUGAAUUCUAAUAUCUGGUUUCACUCCUCAGUGCGUCAGUGUGAGCAGCCCAUGCAGUGUGAGGUGAGCCACCUGAUGGGUUCUGACCCAGUCAGAUACGACCUGACUGGAUGGUUCAGCCUGGUUCAGAGCAACCCAUCUGCUCUCAAUGCCAUCUCACUGCUGCAGAACUCCUCUGUGUAAGUGUUACCCAAUCUCAGAUCCACCUCUCCUUGGCCUAUUACCAUAUUGUGUCAAUCCAACUCUUUCAGAUCUACUAAACGUGUAUUAUUGACGUGUGCCUUACAAUUUUUUGAAUGAAUCUUGGCUUCAACCUUUCCCUCUCUCUCCCUCUCUUGCUGCCUUUCCUCUCCAGUGGGGUAGUGAAGACGCUGUUCGGCCCCCGUGCCUCUGUGCCCCCUCUGUGUCGUGGUUUGGGAGGGGUGGAGGGGGGCAGCCAGCGCUCGCUACAGAGGAGUGGCACUGUCAGAAAGACAUUCAGUGGAGGAAUGGCCGCCAUACGCAGACACUCCCACUGUAUAUCAGUCAAACUACAGGCCGUAAAUACCCUAAUACACACUCCCACUGUAUAUCAGUCAAACUACAGGCCGUAAAUACCCUAAUACACACUCCCACUGUAUAUCAGUCAAACUACAGGCCGUAAAUACCCUAAUACACACUCCCACUGUCUAUCAGUCAAACUACAGGCCGUAAAUACCUCAGUAUACACGCCCACUGUAUUAGCAGUCAAACUACAGGCUGUAAAUACCCAAAUGCACACUCCCACUGUAUAUCAGUCAAACUACAGGCCAUAAGUACCCCAGUACACACUCCCACUGUAUUAGCAGUCAAACUACAGGUCGUAAAUACCCUAAUACACACUCUCAGUAAAUCAGUCAAACUAUAUGCUGUAAGUACUGUAAUACUGUAAAAUACACACAUACAAAAUCCCACACUUCUACUGUGUCUGUCUGAUAAUGUUUUUCUCCAUCUUCCUCCUUCCCUCCCCCUCCAUCCAGGAUGCUCUAUUGAAUCUGAUUCGUCGAGCCAGGCCAGUGUUCAUGCAGUGUGUGUGUGCUAAGACAGACAGUGGUAGCGGAGGUUUUGAUAUCCCUGCUCUCAGGGUCCAGCUGCACUCUACACACAUCCUCCCCGCGCUGCAGCUCUACCGCACAGGUUAGUGUUAGCCUAGAAUUGGCCCUCAGAUACAUGUGCACAGUGCAGGUUAGUAGUGUUGGCCAUUCUGCACAGGUUAUCAAGUUGAUAAAGGGAAUUUUGGUGCCAACAUAGUGCUCACCUGUAUAUUUAUGGUUCUGAAGGCAGCAACCCACCCUAUUAUCACUCACUCUCUCCCCCCUCUCUCUUUGUCUCCCAGGUUAUCCGGAACACAUGACUCUGAGUGACUUCAGGUGUCGUUUCCAGGCUCUGUCUCCUCUGGUCAUGAAACGCUAUGGUUCAGUCUUCAUCACCCCAGAUGAGAGGAAGGCAGUGGAGGAGCUGCUGGUAGAACUGGAUCUGGACAAGAAGAGUAUCGUACUGGGAGCCGGCAGGGUGAGAGAGAGAGAGAGAGAGAGAGAGAGAGAGAGCUUCUGUUCUGACAGAACUGAGCUCCUUAGAGUCAGUCUCUGACACACUGUGUCUCUGAAGUUUAGCUAGUUACAGUACUUCAUUUUUCCACUCUCUCUGUCUCUUUCGCUCCCUUGCUUUCUCUCUCCCUCUCUGUCUCCCCUUCCCUCUCUUUCUCUCCCUCCCUCUCUCUGUCUCUUCCCCCUUCUCUCUCUCUCGCUACCCUCUCUCUUUGUCUCUCCCCAUUCUCUCUCUCCCUCCUCUCCCCUCCCCAGGUGUUUAUGAAGCGAGGUGUGUUAAAGUACUUGGAGCAGCAGAGAGACAAGCUGGUCAGUGAUUGGCUGGUUCAGCUACAGGCUGCCUGUAUGGGACACCUGGCUAGACAACAAUACCGCAAAAUGAAGGUGAGUCUGACCCAUGACUCUAACCCGUGACCUCCAACCCCUGACUGCUAACCCAGGUGAAACAUGCUGUAAUGUGUUAGGUUAGGUGCUGGUGUAACACACACAUUCAGUGACUCUGGUAUAAAGGUGUCACCCUAUAAUGUGUCUCCCUAUAAUUGUGGUUAGGUACAGUAGGUGGGAUGCAGGUGUAACACGGAUGUAUCUCUGUCUGUUCCCAUACAGGUGCAGCAGAUGGCUGUGAGGUGUUUCCAGAGUAACAUCCGUACUCUGAGACGGGUGGCCAAGUGGAGCUGGUGGAAACUGCUGUGUAGAGUACGCCCCCUACUGGACGUUAACAUGGACGACCAGAGACUCAGAGCCAAGGAGGUAGGAAUCGAUUCACAGACUACUCAGUGGUUCAGAACUAAAGAAGUAUGAGUUAAUUCAGAGACUACUCAGUGAUUCAGCGCUAAAGAGGUAUUAGUUGAUUAAGAGACUACUCAGUGAUUCAGAGCUAAAGCGGCAUUAGUUCAUUCAUGAUUCAGAGCCAAACAGGAACUACUUGAUCCAGUGUCCAAAGCCUUUUGAAUAGACUCAAAGACAGAGUUACAAGCGCUUUGCUUUAACAUUGGACAUUUGGAGAUAGAAGAUGUGGUAAAAUACUUUGAUUUCCCAGGAUGAGAUCAUGGCUGUGAGACGACGGCUGGAGAAGUCUGAGAGGGAUAGGAACGAACUGAGACAGACCACUGACAUCCUGGAGACCAAGGUGGGUAAAGUGUAAAGUUAUAGGGUUAGUACAUUGUAAAGUUUAGGGGGACAGUAUAGUGUUUGAAGACAGUGGGUAAAGUUCUGGUUGCGAGUGAAGAUGUGUGCGUGUCCUGUAGGUGACGGCGGUGUUGUCGGAACUAAGUGACGAGCGUUUCCGUGGUGAAGCUGUCAGUCAGGCGCUGGACAUGGAGAGAGGAGAGAGACUACGACUCACCAGGGAGAACAAGGAAAUACAGGUAGUAUUAGAACAGACAUAUCUUUCUCUGUAUAUACUCAAGGCCCACAUCACAAUUACAAUUGUGUCACAUAAUACAGUAUGUAAUCUCGGUUAACCCAGAACUAAAAUCUCACGUAAUUUACAUAGCCUGGCCACGACAGAUUAUACACUGUGAGGUUAUCUCAUUCUCUCUCACUCUCUCUCUCUCUCUCUCUCUCUCUCUCUCUCUCUCUCUUCCUCUCCCUCCGUCUCUCAGGCUCAGAUGGACCAGUGUAAGGUCACCAUGGAGAUGCUGGAGAAACAGUUGGAGGAGGAGAAACAGAAAGUCCAGAGCAGAGAGUCCAGGACAGAGACAGGGACAAGCUGGGGAACUACUAUAGGUAACUGCCUUUCAUUUUGAUUGAACAAUAGGUCAAAAUCACACACACUGAACUGAAGGUUUGACUGCACUGGAUGUUACUAAUUGCUGAUCUGGGUUAUACUGACAUCAUGAUGCAUCAGUGAGAAUGCAGAAUAAAUGGAACACAGAAAAGGCAACACAGAGUCACAUGGGGGGAGUGUUUGUUACAAGGUUAUUAUAGUUUUGUGAUUUUAUAUUCGUUUUCAUUUCUAUUUGUUUUUAUUUGUUUCAGUUUUCAGAUUUUCUAGUUUUUAUUUAGUUUCAGUUUGAUAAAAACAGUUAUAUUUUGUUUUUAUAUUAUUUAGUUCCAGUUUUCAUGUUAGGGACAGAAAGUAGCCUAUGUGUGGGAGGUUAGGAGACAUUUAUGUGUUGUAGGCCUAUAGUUUGUGUUUUUUUGGGAUGUCACUUCAUGCUACUGGGGGACAUCAACAAGGUGAUGGUCAUAGGUUUUGGUUAGGCCGCAUUCCAGAGUUUAGACGUUGCUGACGCCUGACUGAUCUUACAACGCCCGGACAGGUAUUUUAAGUAUCAGCUAACCACAUCAUAUGUUAUAGCAAUCUGUCAGUCGAUGACACAGUCGAUGACUUGGCACGCAACCAUUGAUUGAUGCAUGCAACGUCUGAGCAGAGGAAUGCAACCGUUUUCGGCUUAUUGCCCCCGCCCCAGAACAAAACAUCUCACUGGCUAAUUUUUCUGUUCGGGCGGGGCCACUCUGGUCUGCUUAUUGCCCCCUUCUUCCCUGUUGUUAGCUAGUGAUAGCAAAGAGUAUCUAUUAUAUUGAUAAGAUGUUCAAUUAACCCCUCUAACAAUGAAAAUACAUGUCCUCAAAGAUGGAAGGCAGGCGGGAGGAGACGAGAUCAGGUGGGACCAUUCUAGCCAACUUAUCGGUAUAUUUGUAACAACUUACUCCGUUUGGUCAAAUAAGCCUCACGUAAUUUGACACAAUCUCAUAGACCUCCAUGCAAAAAGGUCUGCUUAUCUCGCGGGGACAGAUUUUGGGCGGAGGUAAUCCUCCCGCUUCGCCUUAUCCUCUCUGGUAAUAGCUAGUAAUAGUAACAAGCUAGGCCUAUUUGAAACAUUGCCAUCUACUGGCAGCAUUUAACUGCCAGAAUCAGAAGCUCGAAAACCCAAUUACAAAAAAAGUAGAUUUUUGCACAAAGUAUUCUUUCUUUUAUUUUAUAAAAGUAAACAUAAUUUAUGAUGGUUUUUAUUUUAUUUUGUUAACCUUGGUUUGUAGCAGAGUCACAUGGGAGGAGGGUUUGUAUGGAGGUUGAGUAAAGGAGAUUUAAGGUUUGGUGGUUAAGGGGUUUGGAUUGGCCUUUUAGGACGGUUGUGGGAACAGGUGUGGGGAAUCUGGAGGGAGGGGUUGUGAUUGGGAUUCUUCAUGACUCUUCUCUACACACACACACACACACACACACACUGACCCUCUGUUUCCAUCCCCCUUUACAGAGAGUGAGAUGGCGCUACAGUUAGAGUGUUGCCAGACUGAGGUGGAGUAUGUCAGGAGACGACACAAACAGACAGAGGAGAGACUGGAGGCAGAGAGACAGACACGUCUCGAGCUGGACACAAAGGUACAAAACACACGCACUCAUACACACACAACGCUACUUCUCAGCAUACUUCACCGUUCACACACAGUCAAUGUUCUCCUUCUCUCUCUGACUCUAUCCCCCCCUGGUGGUUAGGUGGGUUCCCUACAGGCCCAGCUGGAGCAGUCUAAGAGGAGCGCCACAGAGUUGAAGCGGCAAGUUCGCCGUGUCACCUCUGACCUCCAGGACACCCGCGUUCUCACUGACAGCCUGCAAGGCCGCGCUCACGAGCUGGAUCGCAAACAGAGGAGGUGUGUGUUUGUGGGAUGUGCGUGUGUGUGUGUGUGUGUAUAAGGAGCUUCAUUCAAACAAAAGUGUGUGUGUAUGUUUCCAGGUUUGACAGUGAGUUGACCCAGGCUCUAGAAAGAGCAGACAGUGAGAGGGAACUGAAGGAUAAAGCUAUUCAGGAGAGCACUGCUCUGGGGGCACAGAUAUACACCCUGAGACGCACCCUACAGGUAUGUGUAUUUCUCUCUUCAAAAACAUAGGUGCAGUUAGUGUGAUCGUCCAGGGUUUCGAAUCCAGGCUAUCUGCAAGACUCAAGACUGUGUUAUCCCAGUAAGCCCCCUGAGCUUGAAGGGAUACUACGGUAUUUUGGCAAUAAGACACUUUAUCUACUUCCCCAUUUUUAUGUUUCUGUGUCCAGUAUGAAGGAAGUCUAUGGGUAUCUGCUAACACAAAUUAGCAUUGGCUUGCGAAACGACCUCUUUUCUUCAUACUGGACAAAUAUAAAAAUACAAUAGAAAAAAUGGGUAUCCACAAGUUCAUCUACUCUGGGGAAGUAGAUAAAGGGCCUCAUUGCCGAAUUCCCAAAGUAUCCCUUGAAGCCGAGGGUCUGGGUGUUAACACAAGGUUUAAGGUCUCAGGCAAGGUUACUAAUCACAUAGCAUGAAGUUCACCAAACCACAUCCACUUCUUUUACACAGUUGUCACAGUAGGUACAGCCUUAUUAACUUCUGCUGUGUCUGCAUGUAACAGGUGUGAAAUGGCUAGCUAGUUAGCGGUGCGCGUUAGUAGCAUUUCAAUCAGUGACGUCACUCGCUCUGAGACAUUGCAGCAUCAAUGUAACAGUGUUGCUUCCGUCCCUCUCCUCGCCCCUACCUGGGCUUGAACCAGGGACCCUCUGCACACAUCGACAACAGUCACCCUCGAAGCACCAAUACCCGUCGCUCCACAAACGGUCUCAGAGGUCUCAGAGCGAAUGACGUCACCGAUUGAAACGCUACUAGCGCGCACCGCUAACUAGCUAGCCAUUUCACACCAGUUACAUGUACUCAUUUCUGUAUGUGUGUGUAGGAGAGCCAGGUGGAGGUGGUACGUGUGCAACAGCAGAAGGAGGAGCUGUGUGCCCAGAUCCGUGACCUCAGCGUGCCCUUUCACCUGGCCUCUGAUUCGCUGCCGGACCUGAAGAAGCAGCUCCGCCUCCUGGAGACCCAGACUAAUGAGAGAGGAGAGGAGCUCACCAAGCUCACUGCUAAGAUACAGCAGGCACAGCAGGUAUGCAUAAACACACACACACUCACGCACAUAUAGUACACUCACUCACUCACACAGACAAACUCAUUUACAAGAUGUCUGAACUCAACUAUCUGCUCUCUCUCCCUCUUUGUCCACCCCUCCCGCUCUAGGUACACCUGCGUUUGGAGAUGGAGAUAGAGAGAAUGAAACAGAUCCAUCUUAAAGAGCUGGAGGAUAAAGAGGAGGAGUUAGAGGACGUACACAAGUCCUCUCAGAGACGGGUAGGUCACCGCUACUGACCACAGAAUGGGACCACUGCUUAGGGUUAGAACAGUUAGCUGAGUGUCAGCUGUUUGAGAAUAUUUGAAUCCUAAGCAACCUGCCUACAUAUUGUUUGAAUUAAAAUAGACCAACAUAGCUACUGUAGUAGGUCAAAGCCGUAUCCUGGAAAACCUUCGUAGAGCAUGGGUGAAGGCAUGUACAUUUCCUUUCUUUUCCUGCUUCAGAUCCAUGCCUACUUCUCACUUAAAACAUCGUUUUUGUGUUUAAUAUAUAAAGUACAUGGUUCCUUUGUUUGACUGUUGAACAUGGUUACACGAUGUCCUCUAAAACACCUGGUUCCUUUGCUCAUUUGUGUUAAUUAUAAUAGGGUUCUUUUCAUUGCCUUGUAGCUGCGUCAGCUGGAGAUGCAGUUGGAACAGGAGUAUGAAGAGAAACAGAUCGUCGUCCACGAGAAACACGACCUGGAGGGACUGAUAGCGACACUCUGUGACCAGGUACACACACACACUCACACAAACUACACACAAACAAAUGCACACACAAACUCAUGUACGCACACACACACACAAUACAUACUGUACUCAUACAAACAUACACUCGCAUAAACAUACACUCACACACAAAUGCACACGUGCACACUGACACACACACACAGAGACAUAUAUAUGCAGGCACACACACACACACACACACACAUUACUAGCUCUCAGUAUAGACAGGGGCCUCAUCAACACCACAGAGUACACAGCACCGCAUGCUGCAUUGACAGGUCUGCUAUCACUGAUACAGUAACUGUGCAGUCCUGAAUUUACAUAUUGAUAGACUGUGGUCAGACUGCUGAUACACACACACACAUACACCCUUAUACACAAACACACACUCACUGCUGCACAAACUCAAUCUCAUUGGUUUAAAGUGCUGUUGAAUCAUGCUGGUCUUUCUAUUGACGUGCCUCUGGGCCGCAACUGCGUUUGCGCGUGCUUGUGUGUGUGUGUGUUUGCGUGUGUGUGUGUGUGUGCUUUCCAGUCCAGGCAUUGGGGCAGUAUAGAUUUUUCCAGUGUAAUGCUCUUUAGGUGAUGAAUUCAGCAUGUCACUUCUACCAACAGGCAAUACAAAGAAACCCAAUAUAGCAGGCAGCCGAAAGCCUCUACAACACCUCCUCUGUCAGUCCAGGAAGAUGUAGAGUCUGUUUCUGCCUCCCCAUGUACAAUGCAUAAGCCCCACUAACUCCCUCAUACCAACAAUGAAGAGAAGAGAGAGAGAUCGAGAGAGAGAGAAGAGAGAGAGCGGACCUAUAGAGAGCCGAUAGAGAGAGAGAUCGAUAGGAUAGAGAGAGCAAAGAGAUACAGCGCAGUAGCUAGCUCGCUCCACUCUCGCUCUCUGCGCUCUCUUCGUCGCGCUAUCUCUCUCUCUCGCUCCUCUCGCUCGCGCUCUAUCCGCGCUCUCUCUCUAUACUCUCUCGCUCCUCUCUCUCUCCCUCUCUCCUCUCCUUUGAGACGAGCGAGGACUUAGUUGCACACAGGAAGAGAGCAUUUUAAAGUUCACACAGGACGGAGCAUUUUACCAGGAUAGGACAGACUGACCCUAGCCCCCCAGCACAUAGACUGUUGCAGCAUAGAUACUGGAGGCUGAGACAGGGAAUAUAGCUAAAAAAGCCUGGCACGACGUGAUGCACCCCUCCUAGGGACGGCAUUUAAGAGCACUAGUAAGCCAGUGACUCAGGCCCCAUAAUAGGGUCAGAGGCAGAGAAUACCAGUGGAGAGAGGGGAGCCAGCCAGGCAGAGAUAGCAAGGGCAGUUCGUCACUCCAGUGACUUGUCGUUCACCUUCGCACCCCUGGGCCAGACUACACUGGGGCGGCAGGUAGCUUAGUGGGUAAGAGCGUUGUGCCAGUAACCGAAAGGUCGCUGGUUCUAAUCCCUGAGCCGACUAGGUGAAAAAUCUGUCGAUGUGCCCUUGAGCAAGGCACUUAACCCUAAUUGCUUCUGUAAGUCGCUCUGGAUAAGAGCGUCUGCUAAAAUGACUAAAAUGUAAAUGUAAAUGUACACUCAAUCAUAGGACCUACUGAAGAGAUGAGUCUCAAUUUGGUUGAGGCCAGGUCAUCUGAUGCAGCACUCCAUCACUCUCCUUCUUGGUAAAAUAGCCCUUACACAGCCUGGAGGUGUGUUGGGUCAUUGUCCUGUUGAAAAACAAAUGAUAGUCCCACUAAGCCCAAACCAGAUGGGAUGGCAUAUCGCUGCAGAAUGCUGUGGUAGUCAUGCUGGUUAAGUGUGCCUUGAAUUCUAAAUAAAUCACAGACAAUGUCACCAGCAAAGCCAUAACACCUCCUCCUCCAUGCUUUACAGAGGGAAAUACACAUGCGGAGAUCAUCCGUUCACCCACACCGUCUCACAAAGACACAGUGGUUGGAUCCAAAAAUCUCCAAUUUGGACUCCAGACCAAAGGACAAAUCUCCACCGGUCUAAUGUCCAUUGCUCGUGUUUCUUGGCCCAAGCAAGUCUCUUCUUAUUAUUGGUGUCCUUUAUUAGUGGUUUCUUUGCAGCAAUUCAACCAUGAAGGCCUGAUUCACACAGUCUCCUCUGAACAGUUGAUGUUGAGAUGUGUCUAUUACUUGAACUCUGAGGCAGGUAACUCUAAUGAACUUAUCCUUUGCAGCAGUUUCAUCAUAGCGCUUGAUGGUUUUUGCGACUGCACUUGAAGAAACUUUCAAAGUUCUUGAAAUGUUCCGUAUUGACUGACCUUCAUGUCUUAAAGUAAUGAUGGACUGUCGUUUGUCUUUGCUUAUUUGAGCUAUUCUUGCCAUAAUAUGGACUUGGUCUUUUACCAAAUAGGGCUGUCUUCUGUAUACCCCUCCUACCUUUUCACAACACAACUGAUUGGCUGAAACGCAUUAAGAAGGAAAGAAAUUCCACAAAUUAACUUUUAAGAAGGCACACCUGUUAAUUGAAAUGCAUUCCAUGUGACUACCUCAUGAAGCUGGUUGAGAGAAUGCCAAGAGUGUGCAAAGCUGUCAUCAAGGCAAAGUGUGGCUAUUUGAAAAAUCUAAACAUCUAAAAUAUACACUUUUUUGGUUACUACUAUGUGUUAUUUCAUAGUUUUGAUGUCUUCACUAUUAUUCUACAAUGUAGAAAAUAGUAAAAAUAAAGAAAAACCCUGGAAUGAGUAGGUGUUUGUGACGCGUACUGAGUAUACGAAGAGGCAGGACGCAGACGCAGGAAUUAACAAGGUCAAGGUUUACUUAACAAUAAACAAGAGAAAUAACAAAGAUAGAGUAAACGACAUGAAGCUAAACAAUCACACACAACAUCAUCCAGAACAGUCCAGGGCUAAAUAGGGGUGGUGAUGAGAUGAUGAGGUGCAGGUGUGCUGGAGGUGAUUAGGGUGCGUUGGGUUUCCAUUCCGGUGUUGCCGAGGUGGUGCGCUCAGGCUGGUGGCUCAGGCUGGUGGCUCAGUAGACCGGCGAAUCAGAGCACCGGAGGGGAGCAACGGGAGGAGACGUGACAGUGUUCUAAAACUUUUGACCGGUAGUGUAGGCCAAUAGUUUUUAAAAUGUUCCGGGUGAAGGUUGGCUUUUUCAUGACAAGCUUUAUUACUGCCACUUUUAGUGAGUUUGGUACACAUCCGGUGGAUAGGGAGCCGUUUAUUAUGUUCAACAUAGGAGGGCCAAGCACAGGAAGUAGCUCUUUCAGUAGUUCAGUUGGAAUAGGGUCCAGUAGGCAGCUGGAAGAGGCCAUGACUAUUUUCGUGAAUGUGUCGAGAGAUACAGGAUUAAAAAAUUUGAGUGUCUCCAUUGAUCCUAAGUCCUGGCAGUUCUGUGCAGACUCAGGACAACUAAGUUUUGGAGAAAUACACAGAUUCAAAGAGGAGUCCGUAAUUUGCUUUCUAAUGAUCAUGAUCUUUUCGUCAAAGAAGUUCAUGAAUUCAUCACUGCUGAAGUGAAGGUCAUCCUCUCUUGAGGAAUGCUGCUUUUUAGUUAGAUGAAGGCCUUCCUCUCUUGAGGAAUGGUGCUUUUUAGUUAGUUUUGUGACAGUAUCAAAAAUACAUGUUUGAUUGUUUUUAGUCUCCUCAAUUAGGUUGGAAAAGUAGGCUGAUCGAGCAGCAUUGAGGGCUCUUCGAUAUUGCAUGUUACUGGCUUUCCAAGCUAGUCGGAAGACUUCCAGUAUGGUGGAGCGCCAUUUCCGUUCCAAUAUUGUGGAAGCUUGCUUCUCUGAUAUUUUCUGUUUACCACAGAGAACAUUUCUUGUGAGAAAUAUUUUUUGUUUUUAGAGAUGUGACUGCAUCUAUGGUAUUAUGCAAGGUUCAAUUUAGAUUCUUGGUUAGGUGGUUAACUGAUUUUUGUUCUCUGACGUCCUUGGGUAGGUGGAGGGAUUCUGGAAGGGCAUCUAGGAAUCUUCGGGUUGUCCAAUAAUCUAUAGCACAGCUUUCGAUAAUCCUUGGUUGGGGUCUGAGCAGAUUAUUUGUUGCGAUUGCUAACGUAAUAAGAUGUUGGUCCAGGAUUAUAAGGAAAAACUUUGAGAUCCACAAUAUUUAUUCCACGGGACAAAACUAGAUCCAGGGUAUGACUAUGGAAAUGUGUAGGUCCGGAGACAUGUUGGACCAAACCCACUGAGUCGAUGAUGGCUCCGAAAGCCUUUUGGAGUGGGUUUGUGGACUUUUCCUUGUGAAUAUUGAAGUCACCAAAAAUUUGAACAUUAUCUGCCAGGACUACAAGGUCAGAUAGGAAGUCAGGGAACUCAGUGAGGAACGCUGUAUACGGCCCAUGAGGCCUGUAAACAGUAGCUAUAAAAAGUGAUUGAGUAGGCUGCAUAGAUUUCAUGACUAGAAGCUCAAAAGACUGAAAUUAGUUUUUUAUUUGCUGUCGUAAAUGUUAGCAACACCUCCGCCUUUGAGGUGAUGCGCGGGGGAUAUGGUCACUAGUGUAACCAGGAGGAGAGGCCUAAUUUAACACACUAAAUUCAUCAGGCUUGAGCCAUGUUUCAGUCAUGCCAAUCACAUCAAGGUUAUGAUCAGUGAUUAAUUAAUUGACUAUGACUGCCAUGGAAGUGAGGGAUCUAACAUUAAGUAGUCCUAUUUUGAGAUGUGAGAUAUUAUCACAAUCUCUUUUAAUAAUGACAGGAAUGGAGGAUGUCUUUAUUCCAGUGAGAUUGCUAAGGCGAACACCGCCAUGUUUAGUUUUGCCCGACCUAGAUCGAGGCACAGACACGGUCUCAAUGGGGACAGCUGAGCUGACUACACUGCCUGUGCUAGUGGCAGACUCCACUAAGCUGGCAGGCAGGCUAACAGCCUGCUGCCUGCACCCUAUCUCAUCCUUCUACCAGGUGGGCCACAGGGACUUUGACGUGGAGAAGAGACUGAGGAGAGAUCUGAAGAGAACCCAUGCUCUGCUGGUGGACGCUCAGCUACUACUGUCUACCAUAGACAACCCUGGACACAGCCAGGCCCCCGACAGCAAGGAACACAUAGAGCGCCUGCACUGCCAGGUAAACACACACACUAUGAUGUUAUGAAAGUGAAUCAAGGUGUGUUUUAGACUCACAAUUACAAAAAGAUCUUCCACUCCCUCUCCCUGUCUUUCUCUCGCUCCCUCUAUCUCUCUCUGUCAGUUGGAGGAGAGCGAGGCGAGGAGAGCGGAGGUGGAGAGUGUUCAGAAGACUCUGUCCAUGGAACUGGAGAAUGCUCAGAUAGAACUAGAGAACAUCUGCAAACACAAGCAUCUGGUGAGCGAGAUAGAGGCCUCAUGCUGCACCACUACUACAACUGGUACUAGAAUAUUAUAAUGAUCAGUCGUGUUCGGGAACUUUGAACAUCAAAGUGUUUACAGUCCUACUGAAACCAACAGUAACAGGAUCCUGUAGAUAUGUGAGGACAACAAUCUAUUGAAGAGAGUCGUUUUAAAGUGUGUGCGUCUAUGUGUAGGUGGAUGAGCAGGUAGCCCAGCUCCAACAUGAGAAUUCAGAUCUGUUGAAGAGACUAGAGGAGGACCAGGAGGACCUUAAUGAACUCAUGAAGAAACACAAAGCCCUCAUCGCACAGGUGGGUUCCCUCUCUGCCUCAUAGUGGCUCAAAAUCAUGUAUAAAAACUUUGCAGGUUCUAAAAUUAAAGAUGACCAAAACAUGAUCUUUCUCUCUCUCAGUCCUCCAGUGAUAUCUCUCAGAUCAGAGAGUUGCAGGCUGAACUGGAGGAAGUCAAUAAACAGAGACACACACUACAGGAAGAGGUAAGGACUGACAGCUGAGUAAUGUGGGGAGAUGGUGAACUACACAUGCUGUUACUGUGGAUAGGAGACUGGCUGAAUAACACACUCUGCCAUUCCUCUUGUCCUUCGGCCCCUCCUCCUCUCUGUUCCUCUCCUCCCUCUCAGCUUGCAACGAGUGUGGCCAGGGUACAGUUCCUGGAGUCGUCCACCGUGGGCCGUAGUAUCGUCAGUAAGCAGGAGGCCAAGGUGUGUGACCUGGAGAACAAGCUGGAGUUCCAGAGAGGACAGGUCAAGAGGUUUGAGGUAAAACGACAACACAAAAUGGACAGUAACUUUAUCUUACUCUGUCUCUCUUUCACUCUAAUAUCUCUCUCUUUCUCUCAAUUGAAUUCAAUUUAAUGGUGCAAUAUUGGCAUGGUGUACAUAUUGCCAAAGCAGAAAUUCUGAAAUUCUAUAAAUAAUGAAAAUAAUAAUCUCUCAGAAAAAUCUCUUUGUAGGUGCUGGUGCUGCGUCUGAGGGACAGUGUGGUGCGCCUGGGAGAGGAGCUGGAGCAGAGUGCCGAGACAGAGGCCAGGGAGAGAGAGAACAGUCAGUACUACCAACAACGCCUCCACGACAUGAGACAUGAGAUGGAAGACCUGGCUCAGAGAGAACAUGACAGCAGCCGCAGACGCAUGGAGCUGGUAACACACACUAUACACUGAUUGUACAAAACAUUAAGGACACCUUCCUAAUAUAGAGUUGCACCCCCCCACCCCUUUUGCCCUCAGAACAGCCUCAAUUCGUCGGUACAUGGACUCUACAAGGUGUCGAAAGCAUUCCACAGGGAUGCUGGCCCAUGUUGACUCCAAUGCUUCCCACAGUGGUGUCAAGUUGGCUUGAUUGCCUUUGGGUGGUGGACCAUUCUUGAUACACACGGGAAACUGUUGAGCGUGAAAAACCCAGCAGCGUUGCAGUUCUUGACACAAACCGGUGCGCCUGGCACCUACUACCAUACCCAUUCAAAGGCACUUCAAUAUUUUGCCUUGCCAUUCACCCUUUGAAUGACACAUUCACCCUUUGAAUGGCACACAUACACAAUCCAUGUCUCAAUCGUCUCAAGGCUUAAAAAUCCUUCUUUAACCUGUCUCCUCCCCUUCAUCUACACUGAUUGAAGUGGAUUUAACAAGUUACAUCAAUAAGGGAUCAUAGCUUUCACCUGGAUUCACCUGGUCAGUCUAUGUUAUGGAAAGAGCAGGUGUCCUUAAUGUUUUGUAUACUCAGUGUACACACACUCAUACACACACUGUACACACACAAACACAUACUCAUAUACAUGCUACACACACUAUACACACCUCACAAAGAGAGAACAGGAUAGUAGCCGCAGACAUAUGACACACACACACACACGAGAGCAGGGCGGUAUCUGUAGUGAUUGUGUUGUGUGUGUUUCUGUGUAUGUAGGCUAUAGGUAUGUGUGUGUAUAUAUGUGCCUGUUAUGUAUUCUGAGUGUCAGUAACACUGAUGCCCUUUCACAACCUAAUGUCCAACCACGCAGACACACAAAGCGAGAUACAAACACACACACUCACUCUCUGUCUCCCCUGCAUUCUCUCUCUAGCUGUGCCACUGUCUGGCUGUGAUUAAUCCUCAUAGCCUUCUCAAGGUUAAGGACACACACACACCCCAUCCCACUCCCCGUGUCUCUAUGACAACCACUAACCCCCCCCCCCCACACGUGUGUGUGCGUCAUAAAGGGUGUAUGUCAUAUGUACACUUCAUGUCAUGUGCGCUAGUGUGUGUCGUACAUUUGAGUGAAUGAGCUAGUGUUUGUGUGUGUGUGUGUGUGUGUGAGAGGGAGAGAGAGAUGACAGGAUGAGAGCAGGGAAAGGGGAAGAUUAAUAGAUCAAUCACUCUCUUCUUUCUGUCUACGGAAAAAUGCUCCUCGAGAACCCUGACAAACACACAUACACACUCUACAGGAAGGCCCAGGACCCGCGGGUGUGUGUGUUUGUGGGUAUGUGUACCACAGUAUAUGACUGAUGGUAUGAUAAGAAAUGGGCAUUAUUAUAAGACUCAUCCAUAUUGGCCUGUAUUGAAUAGCAUGGAUAAACUUACAGUUGGCCUCUGGCACGGACGCACGCACGCACACACACACACACACACACACACGUUCUUAGCGUUCCUUGUGGCAUGUCUGUCACCUCACCUAUGGACACAUCUCUCACCUCACCUAUGGACACAUCUCUCUUUUUCUCUCUCUCUGUUCUCAGGAGAUGCAAGUGACGGAGCUGAGUGCAGUCAGACAGACAUUACAAGCCGAUCUAGAGACAUCCAUCCGCCGUAUUGUUGAUCUGCAGGCCGCACUGGAGGAGGUGGAGUCUAGUGACGAGAGUGAUGAUGAUGAGAGGUAUUAGUAUCUUACUGUGUUUGAUGGUGUGAGAGAGGUAUAGGGGCAGGGUUAAAGUAAUGAUGUGUGUUGGAAGAAUGACUCUGUUAGGAGUUAGGUGGUCCCGUGUAGCUCAUUUGGUAGAGCAUGGCGUUUGCAACGCCAGGGUUGUGGGUUCGAUUCCCAGUAUGAAAAUAAAAAAAACGUAUGCACUCACUAACUGUAAGUCGCUCUGGAUAAGAGCGUCUGCUAAAUGACUAAAAUAUAAAUGUAAAAUGAGUCAAGGACAGGUACAGGUGUGUUCACAAGGAAGUUACAUUAUCACUGAUCUGACCACUGACCUUUGACCCCUCUCCCCAAGUGUUGCGACGGCUGUGGAAUCCUUGACUAGAAAGAGAGACCUGUAAGAACCCUGGGUCCCUGUGUGUGUGUGCGUGUGCGUGUGCGUGUGCGUGUGCGUGUGCGUGUGCGUGUGCGUGCGCGUGCGUGUGCGUGUGCGUGUGCGUGUGCGUGUGCGUGUGCGUGUGCGUGUGCGUGUGUGUGUGUGCGUGUGUGUGUGCGUGUGCGUGUGCGUGUGCGUGCGUGUGCGUGCGUGUGUGUGUGUGUGUGUUUUCAGACCAGUCUGUUCUCUGACUUGAUCCCAGGGCUGUUGAUGAUGUGGACAGACAGAGCAUGUUGCAAUGCUAGUUGUGAGCUGAAUAGCCUUGUUGUGAGCUGAAUAGCCUUGUUGUGAGCUGAAUAGCCUUGUUGUGAGUGGCUGUGUGCAUGGCUAGAUGUCUGAGCUGUCUGACUGCUCCAUUCUACAGAGGCACUUAGCUCCAAAACCCUGUUGGUUUGUCUUGUGGUCUGUGUGUGGACAAGUUCGAGAACCACAUGGCUGGAGCAAAGAAAUACACGCACACACGUUUAAGAGACACAAGAAGCUUUUCUCUGUUCUAAGGGGUGUGUUUGAGAGUUCACCAGCUGUGAUAUUCUUGUCUUCAAUAAAGCAUGGUACUUACAGUACAGAAGCCAGUUCUGCUCUCUCUCUCUCUCUCUAUCUCACUCUCUCCCUCCUGUCCCUCUCUAUCAUCAUUUUACCGUUCCCUCUCUCAAUCUCGCCUGCUCUGUCGCUUCUCCAUCCCUCUCUCUGUUCUCUUCAACUUCUCUUCCUUGACCUAUUACUUUUUAAUUCUCGCUCCCUCCAUCUACCUCUCUUCCACCUCUCUCUCUCCCACCUCUCUCUCUCUCCCACCUCUCUCUCUUCCCCUCCUCUCUCCACCUCUCUCCUCUCCUCUCUCUCCCACCCUCUCUCUCUCACACCCUCUCUCUCUCUCUCUCCCACCUCUCUCUCUCCACCCCUCUCUCUCCCACCUCUCUCUCUCCCACCUCUCUCUCCCACCCCUCUCUCUCCCACCCUCUCUCUCCCACCCCUCUCUCUCCCUCACCCUCUCUCCCACCCUCUCUCUCCCCCUCUCUCUCCACCUCUCUCUUCCCCUCCUCACCUCUCUUCUUCCACCUCUCUCUCCCACCCUCUCUCUCCCACCAUCCUCUCUUCCACCUCUCUCUCCCCCCUCUCUCUCUCCCACCUCUCCUCUCCACCUCUCUCUCCACUCUCUCUCUCUCUCUCCACCUUCUCUCUCUCCCACCUCUCUCUCUCCCACCUCUCUCUCUCCCACCUCUCUCUCUCCCACCUCUCUCUCUCCCACCUCUCUCUCUCCCCACCUCUCUCUCUCCCUCCUCUCUCCCCCUCUCUCUCUCCCACCUCUCUCUCUCCCACCUCUCUCUCUCCCACUCUCUCUCCCACUCCUCUCUCUCUUCCCACCUCUCUCUCUCCCACCUCUCUCUAUCCCACCUCUCUCUCUCCCACCUCUCUCUCCCACCUCUCUCUACCACCUCUCUCUCUUCCACCUCGCUCUCUCCCACCUCUCUCUCUCUUCCAUCUCUCUCUCCCACCUCUCUCUCUCUUCCACCUCUCUCUCUCUUCCACCUCUCUCUCUUCCACCUCUCUCUCUUCCACUCUCUCUCCCACCUCUCUCUCUUCCACUCUCUCUCUCCCACCUCUCUCUGGGGGCGCUGAUGGCAGAUGGGAGAGGUGGUAGUUAGUUAAUAUACAGUACCAGUAUGUGACCUGAGUGUGAAUGUCUGACACCCUGACUGUGUCUCCAAUAUAAUCUGCCACCACCUCCAGUCUCACAGCAGGAGAGAGAGGACACAGAGACAGGGACAGGAAAUGUCCUGUGGCUGACCCUGGCUUAGAAGUCUUGCAUCACUGGCUGUGUAGCGUCACGUGUCUUCUCUCUCUUGGUAGUAUGUGUGAUCUCUGCCUCUCAGUGACACUGUGUGUGUGUAUUUCUCUCUUCCUCAGCGACAGUGUGUCUAGUGUUGGUUCUCAAUCUCUGGGCACGGAGGAUGUUGGCGAGGGCAUCCGUCAUUGGCUGGGCGUUCCCCGAGGGGAGGCUAGGGGGGGCUCUCCCUGUGGCAGCAGUACCAUCAGCAACCAGUCGGGGCGCCAGUCUGUCACAGACACCAUGAGCACUUACAGCUUCCGGUGAGUCGUCAGUUCAGUUUGAUUUAGUACAGUUCAACUUGAAUAAUUCAAUUCAAUAGUAACUGCAUAGAUACUAAUCCUCUUUUAUAUGUCAAAUGUUUGAUUCUCCUUUCUCUUCCUCUCCCCCAGCUCCUGUGUGGACCCAGAUGAGGAGGGUUCAGAACCAGGGGGUUGGGUUGGUAAUGGGGAUAGUUCAGGCCCUGGUCGGGCCUCCUCCUCCGCCCUCUCCGAGCUGUUAGAGGGUCUUCGUAAGCGGCGAGGGAGGGCAGAGACCGGGGAAGGGGGUGGCAGUACUAUUUCUCUCCCUAUCUACCAGACCACUGGGGACUCAACCCUCCGCCGCAGAGCCUCAGCCCUCUCCUUGGGCCCCAAGGACCUUCAGGAGCCCCGCAGCAUCCUCAAACCUCCUUCCCCACUACUGCCCCGAGCCGCCAGCCUGCGCAUUAUAAGCGAACCCCAGGCUUCAUCUGCAGCCUCCAGGGACUCCGGAGCCAAACGCUACAGCUCCGCCGACUCGCUCUCCUCCCUCCCCUCUCUCCCCCUCACCUCCCCCACUGCUUCCUGCUGUCGCCCACCCACUAUCUCCAUCCCCGAGGAAGACUGUGAAGAACCAAUCAGAUCCCUGCGCUCGCCCCAGCCAAUGAGACGUAGGCUGCUGGAGAGAGUUGUCAGCGAGGGCGGUGGAGAGGGCUGUCUGGGGUCGGAACCCAUGGUGUUCCAGAACCGCCGUCUCCUAGGUGACAGUAACCGUGACGACGCAGCCUCUGACAUUCUGCCGGCCAUCCGACGGGCCCAGUCCAACAGCAGCCUGGCCAAUUCAGUCAGAGGGGGUCGGAGGGCACUCAGUGUCCACUUUGGGGAGCUGCCCCCCUCCACACGCAGCAGGAAGGGCUCUGACUCCAGCUCCACCAGCUCAGGGUCUGGGGGGAGCUCCCAGGGAGGAGGGGUGAGGUGUAGGGGGGGUGCAGGGCUGCAGGGAGAGAGGCUGGAGGCGGAGGGAAGUGAGGGUGGAGACGUGGCUUCUGUCAUGAAGAAAUACCUGAGGAAGAGUCAGGACAUGAGGAAGAGUGAGGUUGACUAAGAGGAGAGGAGAGAGGCUGAGGUGAGGUGUAGCAUAGAAACAUGCACGCACUGUAAGGCAGUCAACACUACAACGUUUGAUGUAUUCUAAUGCGUUCCUCUCUUCUGCUCUGUUCCCUCUCCCUCUGUUUUCUUUCCUCUUCCCCUCGCUUUCUCUCCCCAGCCUGCAUGUGUGUGUGAGGAAGGAUAAACUGAAGCCACUCACAGAGAUCCCUAUGCAAGCUGCAAGGAGUCACACUCAAGCCAAAGAGCCAUUGAAGAUAUACACACUCGUGCCAAAGAAUCAAUGAAGAUAGAUACACACUUA